Molecule: messenger RNA, 2534 nt
Organism: Neofelis nebulosa (Clouded leopard)
Lineage: Eukaryota; Metazoa; Chordata; Mammalia; Carnivora; Felidae
Gene: SGK2
Product: serum/glucocorticoid regulated kinase 2
Exons: 16
Coding region: 1001-2104 (367 amino acids)
Biological process (GO): protein phosphorylation
Molecular function (GO): protein serine/threonine kinase activity; ATP binding
Source: RefSeq, a predicted model, not a curated record
AAAAGUGGAUCAAGAGUGGGUGGGAGUAGGGUUGUACAGUGACCAGCCAUCCUGGUUUGCCCCAGAGCUGUACUAACUUUAGCAUUGAGAGUCUCAUAUCCCAGGAAACCCUUAGUCCCAGACAAACCAGGGUAUUCAGUCACUCAUAAUCUCAGAAAAGGCCUGAGAGGUGACAUUUGAGCAGAGGCCUCUGGGAUAUUAGUGGAAGCCUAGCCAUGCAGAAGUCUGGGGGAAAAGCAUUCUAGACAGAGUGGAAAGUAAAUGCCAGGGGCAGGAGGCCAGAGGGCACUCUGUGUGUUUGAGUGACAGCAAGAAAGCCAGAGAGGCUGGAGUGUAGUGACAGGGAGAGCAUGGGAACCAAGGUGGAGAGGGUGAUAGGAGCUAGGUCUCAUGGAAUCUUGCAGACCAUGGUAGACUUUGGAUUUUAAUCCUAGGUGUGACCGGAAGCAACCAGAGUUUUUGAGCAGCCAGCUCAUGUGAUCCACUUAGAUUUUUUUUUUUUUAAGUGGCUCUCUGGAGUUGGGUGGAGAAAGAUUGUAGAGGGUAAAGAUAAACGCCAGGAGACAGUAGGAAGCUAUUGCAAUAGUCCACGCCAAGUGGUGACCGUGGCUCAGACAGGGAGGUUGCAGCAGAACUGGCGAGUAGCAGUGCCUUCUGGAUUUAAUUUGAAGUGCUGCUGAAUAAAGGCCUCAUCGGUGUCUUGUUACUGAGAAGAAGUGUCCUUGUUCUGGUUAUGUGCGAUGUCCCUGAGGGAACAGAGGUCUCUGGUCUCAUCUUAAGCACUGCUGGAUCCCAUGUGACAUCAACAGCCCUCUGCUGCUGCUGGGAGUUCUGAGCUGGGCACUGGGGCAGGGCCGGCGCCAGGCACAGACACUUCGGCCCUUGUUGGGAGAACAGAGAGAGGCUCUCUUGUCCACUGCCUGUCUUCCGGCUCCAACUGCUGGUUCCCUCCGGGGCCUCUCCUCAGGCUGUGCAGAACCCACCUGAUCACGGUUACAGAAUGGACUCUAGCCCGGCGGGCAGCCCCAGUCCUCAGCCCUCAAGGGCCAAUGGGAACGUCAACCUGGGGCCUUCAGCCAACCCAAAUGCCCGGCCCACCGACUUUGACUUCCUGAAAGUCAUUGGCAAAGGGAGCUAUGGCAAGGUGCUACUGGCCAAGCGCAAGUCUGACGGGAUGUUCUACGCAGUGAAGGUGCUGCAGAAAAAGUCCAUCUUACAGAAGAAAGAGCAGAACCACAUCAUGGCGGAGCGCAGUGUGCUUCUGAAGAGCGUGCAGCACCCCUUCCUUGUGGGCCUACGCUACUCCUUCCAGACGCCCGAGAAGCUCUACUUUGUGCUCGACUAUGUCAACGGGGGAGAGCUCUUCUUCCACCUGCAGCGGGAGCGCCGGUUCCUGGAGCCCCGGGCCCGGUUCUACGCCGCCGAGGUGGCCAGCGCCAUUGGCUACCUGCACUCCCUCAACAUCAUUUACAGGGACCUGAAACCAGAGAACAUUCUCUUGGACUGCCAGGGACAUGUGGUACUGACGGAUUUUGGCCUCUGCAAGGAGGGUGUAGAGCCCGAGGAGACCACAUCCACGUUCUGUGGCACCCCCGAGUACUUGGCUCCAGAAGUGCUCCGUAAAGAGCCUUAUGACCGGGCGGUGGACUGGUGGUGCUUGGGGGCAGUUCUCUACGAGAUGCUGCAAGGCCUGCCACCCUUCUACAGCCAAGACGUGUCCCAGAUGUAUGAGAAUAUUCUGUACCAGCCGCUACAGAUCCCGGGGGGCCAGACGGUGGCCGCCUGCGACCUCCUGCAAGGCCUUCUCCACAAGGACCAGAGGCAGCGGCUGGGCUCCAAAUCAGACUUUCUUGAGAUAAAGAACCAUGUAUUCUUCAACCCCAUAAACUGGGAUGACCUGUACCACAAGAGGCUGACUCCACCCUUCAACCCAAAUGUGGCAGGACCUGCUGACUUGAAACACUUUGACCCAGAGUUCACCCAGGAAGUUGUGUCAAAGUCCAUUGGCUGCACUCCCGACACUGUGGCCAGCAGCUCUGGGGCCUCAAGUGCAUUCCUGGGAUUUUCCUAUGCACCAGAGGAUGAUGCCAUCUUGGACUACUAGAAGAGAACCACUCUUGUAACCACUGAAGACAGCUGCUCCCUGCCCCAGGAAUAAUGGGGGAUGAAGCUGGAAGAUCAUGGAAAACACACCUACGACACUAACACAGACCUACUGCAGAUCUAAGCUGGGUCAGGAAGAGUUACCAUUACCCUUUGGCAUGUGCUGAGAACUCUGAAACACUGUGAUUUGAUUUCCAUCAUAGCAGUAUCUGUUAUUUGACAAGUGUGUGGAACAAGAUGUGGGAGUGGCCAAAAUUUCCCCAACUUCCCAAAGCAAAAAGCAACAGAGUGUAAUUGUUGGAAACAUGAUAGUACUGUCACAAGUAUACAACCCAUUAUGGGUUGUGAAACACAUAAUGGUUCCAUGUGUUCUAAGACUGUAAAAUCACAAAAUUUUCACCAAGACAGAAAAUAAAAAUGUAGAAAAACUA